CUCUAGAUCUGUUUCUGCAUGUAAUGAACCCUUGACUAUGAGUUGGGCUUGUCCGUAGACUCUAAUGUUAGAGUCGAGGCCUAUCUCGGCUCGGGCCCAAAGAUGCGCCACCGCGCACAGAAAAAUCAUGUGGUAUGGACACCAGAAGUAAGAAUGAGAUCCCAUGCGCGACCCACUGACUUAGAUAUCCACUGCCAAAACGGUUCAUGGUACAGGGUAUAGGGCAAGUCCAAGAAAAGGUCACCCUAGAAGAUUCCCAUUCAGCCGUUGGACUGAACUGGUACUGUAACACAGUAUGGAUGGUCAAUAUGAAGCAAGCUUCAUCGAAUUCCUCCAAGAGCUCUGAACUCUGUUCUGAUCAUUUUGAAGAUGCUUGCUUUGACAGGACUGGGCAAACGAUUCGUCUAAGACAGGAUGCUGUCCCAACCACAUUUAAUUUGCCGCCUCGUCAUCAGAAGAAUGCACACAAACCAGGGAAACCCUCGAAAGAAAGUCAUUUAGAUUCAGCAAGCAACCUCCCAGAUACUGCAAAGACACCUGUACCAAAGUCUUCAGCACCUUCCCUGGGACUACUACUCAAUGCCAAAAAUCUAAGAGGGAUGGAGACCAGCAGCAUGGCAGCAGGAGCUAAUGUUGGUCGUGAUGAGGCAUAUACCACCAUCAACAAUGCUGCAAUUGCAGUCACCACCACCAAGUCUGCUUCUGUCACUGCCAUCACCAUUGCCACCGCCAUUACCAAGACCACUCCUGACACAAAGCCCCCAAGUCCUCAACUGACCAGAUAUUGCAGCUGGAGAAGGAUAUACCAGGAACUUCAAAGCCAGGGCUUGCCAGUCUCCUACAAUAAGAAAAAUGCCAUGGGCCCAUCUAAUGAACUAGUAGUAGAAUAUUUGGCCACAGUUGUAGAAAUGCAGAGACUAACAUACUGCCACAGGUGAGGUUUUGUCCACAGUUCCAGAAGGACACAAAAUAGUAUCAGAAAGUCAUGCCAGAAUCAACAACUGAAGGGUUUGAAGAGCCAGAUAAAGAGCCGAGAAAUGUGAUUUAAAGGUACUUCAAUCACAUGCACAGUAGGAGCAAAAACAGCAGCAAACACACAGGAGAUGUAACACUACAUUGACCAACAACUACAGCAGCAUCAACAAUUUCUGCAGGAGAUGCAAAAACCACACUGGCAACCUCAACAACAUCAAGGUGUCCAAGCACUCCGGGAACGUUAACAGCAACCACAGCUUCAGCUGGAGUUUCAACAAACACAUCAGAAAAAAACCAACAGCAGCAAAAAAAACACUUAUGAAUAAUGAAAUGAAUCUAAUUGAAACUCAAAAGCCAAUGACGCAACAUCUUUGACAAACUGAGACAAUUAUUCAUUCUUUUACAGGAUAAAGAAAUACUUUUUUAAAGUGUAAAUUUGCAGGAACACAAUGGAUGUUCCUAUGUAUCUAUUUAAUGAAAUAAAUUUGACUUUAAUAAAUUCAGUAAAUUCAAUUCAAUAAAUUUAGUGAUUCAAUAAAUAUCUACUUUUAUUUGUCAAUGAGUGAAAAUACCUGUAUUUUCUAUUUAGAAUGACAAAAAGCAAUUUAUCAAUUCAAUAUCAUCAAAAACUUUAGCAAUAUGGUUGUUAGGCCCUCCAAAUUGUUGAUAUUUUGAUGAAAAAGCCGUUUCUGCUGCAAUAUUUGAUGCAACUCAAAUAGAUCAAAUAUUGUCGCAGAAAUUGUCAUUUGCCCCUGAAAGUAUCUGCGGCAAAUAUUUGACGCAGCUCAAAUAGCUGCAUCAAAUAUUGCCGCAGAAAUUGUCAUUUGCCGCUGUUUUGAGAUUUGCCGCAGAAAAUGGGAGUUGCCGCUGCGGCAAAUGUUUUAUGAAACGGGCCCCAGGUCAAUCAAAAUAUUUUCGAAUUCGUGCUGGUGAGCAACACGUUCACUCCCAGCGAUAG
Messenger RNA from Lytechinus variegatus (green sea urchin), 1933 nucleotides. Its product is annotated as THAP domain-containing protein 5-like. The record is from RefSeq and is a predicted model, not a curated record. The transcript has 6 exons. NCBI's taxonomy places the organism in Eukaryota, Metazoa, Echinodermata, Echinoidea, Temnopleuroida, Toxopneustidae. The coding region runs from base 207 to 938 and encodes 243 amino acids.